This is a messenger RNA of Penicillium macrosclerotiorum, 1461 nucleotides long. Its product is annotated as putative 3-beta hydroxysteroid dehydrogenase/isomerase family protein. Gene Ontology annotation, biological process: steroid biosynthetic process. Lineage: Eukaryota; Fungi; Ascomycota; Eurotiomycetes; Eurotiales; Aspergillaceae. The record is from RefSeq and is a predicted model, not a curated record. The coding region runs from base 1 to 1461 and encodes 486 amino acids. Gene Ontology annotation, molecular function: 3-beta-hydroxy-Delta5-steroid dehydrogenase (NAD+) activity. The transcript is spliced from 3 exons.
AUGAUUACCAUUGUGAUUCCGCUGUUGAGCGCCGCCGCAAUCUACCUUUACCAUGUCAAUACGGCCAUGAAACGGGUUCCUGAGGCCGCGCGGCAAUCCUCACCUCGCCGAUGGACCGUUGACGAGGUCAAAGCUGCCUAUGACAAGAGCUUGAAAGCACCUAUUGAUAUAAUUCAAAGCCUCCCUCCGAAGCAGUCACGCCGGUAUGUGGUGGUGGGUGGAUCCGGUCUUGUGGGGGGUUGGAUUGUCUCGCAUCUUCUUGCCCGGGGCGAGGACCCGGCGUCAUUGCGUGUGUUGGAUCUACUCUCGCCCACCGCGGAAAUUCUCGACCAAGGCGUGGAGUAUGUGAAGACUAACAUCGCCGAUGAGCUGGACGUAUCUGCCGCAUUCGAAAAACCCUGGGCAGAAUCAGUUGCCCAUCUUCCAUUGACUGUCUUUCACACAGCCGCAACCAUCCGCCCAUUCGAACGCCAGGAGAUCUACAUUGAACGGUGCGCUAAGGUCAAUAUCGGCGGCACCAAGAAUGUCCUCAAUGCCGCGAGGAAAGCCGGUGCCUCGUGCUUUAUCUCGACCUCUUCGGGUUCCGUGUCUCUGCACAAGCCUAACUUCUGGAUCGCUCCCUGGAAAAAGCUGCCCGAGCACGCAAUGCAAGUCAUGAGCGAUGAUGCGAAGCUGCCCCAGCACCACAACGAAUUCUUUGGCAACUAUGCCGUGACUAAGAUCGAGGCCGAGCGCAUAGUCCGUGCAGCGGACGACCCGAGUGCUGGCUUCCGAACCGGUUGUAUCAGACCUGCUAACGGAAUCUACGGCAUUGGAAGCGAAGUUAGCAACACCUUGACCGGCUUGUAUCUUCGCAACGGUGGCAGCCCAACCUGGGCCCGCCCCAUCAUCCAAAGCUUCGUCAACGCGGAGAACGUCUCCAUUGCGCAUCUGCUCUACGAGCAGCGCCUUCUCGAGCAGUCUCAGCCAAACAGCACACUCCCCAAUACCGGCGGCCAGGCAUUUGUCGUGACGGACCCGAACCCAGCCAUCUCCUUCGACGAUGUGUACACGUUGCUCACCACCCUUGCCACCACGCCCAUCGCCUUCCCAGCCGUGCAGCCCGUCCCACUGCUGCUGUUGGCCUAUGCUGUUGAGUUUUAUGUUUAUGUCCAGCAUGUGUAUCUGCCGUGGCUGCUGCCUGCACUGACGGGGGAUAUUCUGCAGAUCCAGCCAUCCCUGUUUGCCAUCUUGGAUGUAUUUUGCAUUGCAGAUGACUCGCGGGCCCGGCGGAGUCCUGCGGAGGGCGGGCUUGGGUAUAAGGCGCCGCUGACGACGCUGGAUGCGAUGUGUAAGGAGCUGGUGGAUUGGAAUGCGAAAGCGCUGGCGAAGAAGAGCGCCCCGGUCGAGCCGGUGAAUGGGGUUGUGAAAGUGGGAGAGGACGGGGUGGACGUGCAGUUUGUGGCACCGGAGAAGAUUUAA